Messenger RNA from Mycotypha africana, 1673 nucleotides. RefSeq lists its product as uncharacterized. Lineage: Eukaryota; Fungi; Mucoromycota; Mucoromycetes; Mucorales; Mycotyphaceae. Gene Ontology annotation, molecular function: UDP-glycosyltransferase activity. The record is from RefSeq and is a predicted model, not a curated record. The transcript is spliced from 3 exons. Bases 305 to 1456 code for a protein of 383 amino acids.
AUCGGUACACGGGGCGACGUUCAACCUUACAUCGCCUUAUGUAAAGGGCUUAUGAAAGAAGGCCAUCGUUGUCGAAUAGCUACCCAUGAGGAAUUCAAGGACUGGAUAGAAGAACAUCAUAUUGAAUUCAGAAGCAUUGGAGGCGACCCUGGUGAACUCAUGAAUUUGCGUAGAAAACAACUUUUUCAGUGUCAAUUUUGUCGUAGAAGGUCUUCGUCUGUUCAAGAAUUGGAUCGAUGAGUUAUUAGGCCUCACAUGGAAAGCCGUUCAAGGAACGGACAUCAUUAUUGAAAGUCCGAGUGCCAUGGUCGGUAUUCACAUGGCGGAAGCACUUCAAGUCCCUUACUUUCGAUCCUUCCCCAUGCCUAUGACACGCACACGCUCCUUUCCUCACCCCUUUGCUACACCCAAUCAUCCAAAAGGUCGGCUUUACAAUGAUAUGACCUAUGUGUUGUUUGACCAUGCUGUCUGGAGAGCCAUUGCGAGCCGCACGAAUUCUUUUCGUCGAUCCACGCUUGGCUUGCCCUCCACCACGUACGAGAAACUGGAAGUCUGGAAAAUACCGUAUCUUUACUCUUUCAGUCCACAUAUUGUGCCUAGUCCGUUGGAUUGGCUUGAUUGGAUACACUGCACCGGUUAUUGGUUUUUAGAUAAUCCACAAACAGGUUGGGCGCCCGACGCCGCUUUGAAGGCUUUCAUUGAAGCGCCCGAUAGUCGUCCUAUCGUUUAUAUUGGGUUUGGUUCCAUCAUUGUCUCUGAUCCGUUUGAAAUUAUUCGCGUGAUCGUCGAAUCGGUUUUACUGUCCAACGUAAGAGCCAUUGUAUCACAGGGCUGGUCCUCCCGAUUACACGAUAAGAAACAACAAGAGGGAGCGAAUGAAGCUACGAAGAAAGAAGCAGGGGCAAAAAAAGAAGGGAACCAAGAGGAAGAUAUAUUGAAAAAGUACCCUGAUACCAUUUUCAGCGUGCAGUCAGUCCCCCAUGAUUGGUUGUUUCCCAAAAUACGAGCAGUCGUGCAUCAUGGUGGUGCUGGCACGACAGCUGCAGGAUUAAGGGCGGGUCGACCCACGAUUAUCAAGCCAUUCUUCGCAGAUCAGUUUUUCUGGGGAGAAAGAGUAGAGGAAAUGGGUCUGGGACGAUGCAUCAAACAGCUGACGGUAGAAAACCUAUCAGCAGCUUUAAGGGUGGUAUCUACCGAUGAAAACAUGCUGCGCGUAGCGAAUCAAGUUGGACAUAAAAUUAGACAGGAAACUGGCGUGGAAACAGCUAUUCAAUGCAUUUACCGAGAUUUAGAGCUUGCAAAAGCCAGAACAAUGUCCUCAAUACAGAAAACCGCGAAAACCAACUAUGUAACUAGUACGAGUAAAAAGGACGGGGAAGAUGAUCAGGAUUGGACACUUAUUGAAGAUGCUAUGUCUGGUUCCAUCUCUCCUGGAUCAUGGAAACCUGCAGAUUAAAUCGUUCUAAAAACACAUCUUUUGUGAAUCAUAACGAUUUUUCCUAUCGGCUUAUUCUAACUUUCAAUACAAAGUAUUACAACGACCAUUGUUGAAUGAUAAAAUUUUAUACCACAUUCUUCUUUGAAAGGAAGGCGAGAUAUCCUAUUAUAAUGCCUUCAAUUAAAGCAUGUGUAGACUCUUUUGACGAUUUAUAUGAAUAUUUACAAAAUGAGAG